Molecule: messenger RNA, 2112 nt
Organism: Plasmodium knowlesi strain H
Lineage: Eukaryota; Apicomplexa; Aconoidasida; Haemosporida; Plasmodiidae
Product: pre-mRNA-splicing factor 38B, putative
Exons: 6
Coding region: 1-2112 (703 amino acids)
Cellular component (GO): precatalytic spliceosome
Source: RefSeq, a predicted model, not a curated record
AUGGACAAUAACUACAACAAUGCAGAAGCCCCCGCUUCAUACCCACCCAAUGUACCCACUCAGCCCAGUCAACUGGGUCAACCCAAUCAGCUGGAACAAAAUGGCAUAAACAAGCAAAUGUAUGACUACUAUUACUACAACAGUAACCCCGAUGGGUCCAUGGGCAACAAGAUUGGUUAUAACAAUAUGCCAACAGAUGUCCCCUUCGACGGAAAUUAUGCUCUGAAUUACGGAUACGUGGACCCGUCCUUCUAUCACAUGAACAGUGGAAUGCACCCCAUGGGUAAUAUGAUGAACCCAUACAGUAACGCCAUGAGCAGAUUCCCAAGCAGAAUGGAAGAACACCCAAAUAGCUACAGAUAUAGCAAUCCAGACCAUACCUAUAGGGGGGGUAUGAAAUAUAAAGUGGGUGCAAACAAUGCAUCUAGUAGCUCCUUCCAUUCAUCUCUAGCUAAUUACAACAAUGAAGAAAAAAAAAACAUCCUCGAAAUGACAAACACUACAACGUACAAUGUAAAUACCUUACUUAGAAAUAAUAUUUUAUCGUCCGAAUAUUUCAGAUCGCUAGUUCCAUUGAAAACCUUUAAGGAGGUCGUAGAAGAAAUUCAUUUAUAUGCGGACCAUGUGGAACCCUAUUGCAUUGGAAGUACAAGGGCACCCUCGACUCUUUUUUGUUGCCUCUAUAAGUUAUUCACCAUGCAUUUGUCAGAGAAGCAGAUGAAGAUGUUGAUCGAAAGUCGAGAAUCCUGCUACAUACGAGCCUGUGGAUUUUUGUAUUUGAGAUAUGUCCACUCGCCUGCCAAUCUGUGGAUGUGGUUCGAACCCUACCUCUUGGAUGAAGAUGAGUUUAUCACAUCGGCUGACAAACGGAAGAAGCAGACGAUAGGCGAGUACACUCAAUGCCUCUUGGCAGACGAUAAGUAUUUCAACACAGUUCUCCCUAGAAUGCCCAUAAAAAUAAAAAACACCUAUGGAGCACGAUUGAUGUUAAUGAAUGACCAUAGGAGGAGGCUCAGAAGGAACAAGGAAAAGAUGCACAAAUUUGUCAAGGGCGAACCCAUUAUGGCCUAUGUCAACGGAGAGUGGGAGAAGGGCGAAAUAGGAGGCAUCGUGAAUCACGGGAAGGAAAAAAUUUUCAUCAGAAUCAGACAAAUAGAUGGAAACGAAAAACUCGUUAAUAUGGGAUACGUGAAGCUGGGCUCGGGGGACCCCGACAGGGAAGGAGACACAGAAAAUGGGGAUGGCACCGAAAGGAGCCGAAACAGGGAUGAGAAAACGCACAGAAGGGGUAGCAGAAGUAGGAGCGGUAAAAGGAGGAGGCGUAGAAGCAGGAGUAGAAGCAGGGGCAGAAACAGGAGCAGAAGCCGGCAUAGAGGUAGACACAAGGAUAGGAGUCGCGAUCGAGAUAGGAGUCGCAAUCGAGAUAGGAGCCGAGAUCGGGAUAGGAGUCGCAAUCGAGAUAGGAGCCGAGAUCGGGAUAGGAGCCGAGACCGGGAUAGGAGCCGAGACCGGGAUAGGAGCCGAGAUCGGGAUAGGAGCCGAGAUCGGGAUAGACGCAGAAAGAGACGAACGAGUGAAGAACGGAACGAAAAAAAACACUCCUCGCACGACAAGUCGCAUAGAGACCACCGUGAUAGGUCACUCACAAAACGCGGAAGAACAUCAUACGAAGAUUUGCACAAGAAAAAAGAUAUGUCCUCAUCUAGAUCGUCCAGGUCGUACAGUUCCGAAGAAGAUGGUAAAACCCAUAGAAAAGACAAGUACGAACUUAAUGAAAACGAAUUAAUUAAUAAAUAUAGAAAAAUAGAAAGCCAAAAGGCACUCGCUACUGGAAGAGAUUAUGCUCGAAGGCCGACGUCAUACAAGUCCUCUCUGACCGUAAAGAUGGAGAAUAUUCAUAACAGAAGACAGUCCAUUUCCAGAUCUCCUAAAAGAAUAGACAAAACAGUAAUUCAUUCGCAGAAGGAUGAAAAGGGAACCGAAAAUAGUGCGAUGGAAAACUCCAAAUUAAUGCAACUAAUGCAAAAGUAUAACAAAGAGGAAGAUGGUGAGGCGACAAACAAAAUGAACACAGGGGAUAUGGAUGAAAUGGAUGUCAUGACGUUGGGGUAA